This is a messenger RNA of Cynocephalus volans (Philippine flying lemur), 2715 nucleotides long. RefSeq names its product synaptosome associated protein 91 (gene SNAP91). Lineage: Eukaryota; Metazoa; Chordata; Mammalia; Dermoptera; Cynocephalidae. The record is from RefSeq and is a predicted model, not a curated record. The transcript is spliced from 28 exons. Bases 1 to 2715 code for a protein of 904 amino acids. Gene Ontology annotation, cellular component: clathrin-coated pit; synaptic vesicle; clathrin-coated vesicle. Gene Ontology annotation, molecular function: SNARE binding; phosphatidylinositol-4,5-bisphosphate binding; 1-phosphatidylinositol binding. Gene Ontology annotation, biological process: clathrin coat assembly; clathrin-dependent endocytosis; synaptic vesicle budding from presynaptic endocytic zone membrane.
AUGUCGGGCCAAACGCUCACAGAUCGGAUCGCCGCCGCUCAGUACAGCGUGACAGGCUCUGCUGUAGCAAGAGCGGUCUGCAAAGCCACCACUCAUGAAGUGAUGGGCCCCAAGAAAAAGCACCUGGACUAUUUGAUCCAGGCUACCAACGAGACCAAUGUGAAUAUUCCUCAGAUGGCCGACACCCUCUUUGAGCGGGCAACAAACAGUAGCUGGGUGGUUGUAUUUAAAGCUUUAGUGACAACACAUCAUCUCAUGGUGCACGGAAAUGAGAGAUUUAUUCAGUAUUUGGCCUCUAGAAAUACACUAUUCAAUCUCAGCAACUUUUUGGAUAAAAGUGGAUCCCAUGGUUAUGAUAUGUCUACCUUCAUAAGGCGCUAUAGUAGAUAUUUGAAUGAAAAGGCUUUCUCUUACAGACAGAUGGCAUUUGAUUUUGCCAGAGUGAAAAAAGGGGCUGAUGGUGUAAUGAGAACAAUGGCUCCUGAGAAGCUAUUAAAGAGUAUGCCAAUACUGCAGGGACAAAUUGAUGCACUGCUUGAAUUUGAUGUGCAUCCAAAUGAACUAACAAAUGGUGUCAUAAAUGCUGCAUUUAUGCUUCUUUUCAAAGAUCUUAUCAAACUUUUUGCUUGCUACAAUGAUGGAGUUAUUAACUUACUCGAAAAGUUUUUUGAAAUGAAGAAAGGACAAUGUAAAGACGCUCUAGAAAUUUAUAAACGAUUUCUAACUAGAAUGACACGAGUGUCUGAAUUUCUCAAGGUUGCAGAGCAAGUUGGUAUUGAUAAAGGUGACAUUCCUGACCUCACACAGGCUCCCAGCAGUCUUAUGGAGACCCUUGAACAGCAUCUAAAUACAUUAGAAGGAAAGAAACCUGGAAACAAUGAAGGAUCUGGUGCUCCCUCUCCAUUAAGUAAGUCUUCUCCAGCCACAACUGUUACGUCUCCUAAUUCUACACCAGCUAAAACUAUUGACACAUCCCCACCGGUUGAUUUAUUUGCAACUGCAUCUGCGGCUGUCCCAGUCAGCACUUCUAAACCAUCUAGUGAUCUCCUGGACCUCCAGCCAGACUUCUCUGGAGGUGCCCCAGCAGCCGCGGCACCAGCACCACCACCUGCUGGCGGAGCUACUGCCUGGGGAGACCUUUUGGGAGAGGAUUCUUUGGCUACACUUUCCUCUGCUCCCUCCGAAGCACAGAUUUCAGAUCCAUUUGCACCAGAACCUGCCCCUCCUACUACAACUGCUGAAAUUGCAACUGCUUCGGCUUCUGCCUCAACUACUACCACUGUUACUGCUGUCACUGCUGAAGUGGAUCUCUUUGGAGAUGCCUUUGCAGCUUCUCCUGGGGAGGCCCCUGCCGCAUCCGAAGGGGCCGCCGCACCAGCUACCCCAACCCCUGUAGCAGCAGCACUUGAUGCAUGUUCAGGAAAUGACCCCUUUGCCCCGUCUGAAGGUAGUGCAGAGGCUGCACCUGAGCUGGACCUCUUUGCAAUGAAGCCACCUGAGACCAGUGUUCCUGUAGUUACCCCUACAGCUAGCACAGCCCCUCCGGUUCCCGCAACUGCUCCUUCUCCUGCUCCCACCGUUGCAGCUGCCACUGCUGCCACUACCGCUGCCGCCGCUGCCACCACUACCACCACCUCUGCUGCCACCACCACCACCACUGCUCCUCCUGCUCUAGAUAUCUUUGGUGAUUUGUUUGAGUCUGCUCCUGAAGUUGCUGUAGCGCCUAAGCCAGACGCUGCUCCUAGCAUAGACCUGUUUGGUACAGAUGCUUUCUCCUCUCCACCACAAGGGGCCUCUCCUGUGCCUGAGAGUUCUCUCACUGCUGACCUCUUAUCUGUGGACACAUUUGCAGCACCAUCUCCUGCAACCACUGCCUCUCCAGCAAAGGUGGAUUCUUCAGGUGUGAUAGACCUUUUUGGGGAUGCAUUUGGAAGUAGUGCUUCUGAACCCCAACCUGCACCUCAGGCUGCUUCUAGUUCAUCAGCAUCGGCAGACCUACUAGCUGGAUUUGGGGGUUCUUUCAUGGCCCCCUCUCCAUCACCAGUGACUCCAGCUCAGAAUAACCUGCUACAGCCCAAUUUUGAAGCAGCUUUUGGAACAACGCCUUCAACUUCUAGCAGCAGCUCCUUUGAUCCAUCAGUGUUUGAUGGUCUAGGUGAUCUUCUGAUGCCAACCAUGGCACCAGCUGGGCAGCCUGCACCUGUCUCAAUGGUACCACCCAGUCCCGCAAUGGCAGCCAGCAAAGCCCUUGGGAGUGAUCUUGAUUCAUCUCUUGCCAGCUUAGUAGGCAAUCUUGGAAUUUCUGGUACCACAUCAAAAAAGGGAGAUCUUCAGUGGAAUGCUGGAGAGAAAAAGUUGACUGGUGGAGCGAACUGGCAGCCGAAAGUAGCUCCUGCAACAUGGUCAGCAGGCGUUCCCCCAAGUGCCCCUUUGCAAGGAGCUGUACCUCCAACCAGUUCGGUUCCUCCUGUUGCCGGGGCCUCAUCCGUUGGACAACCUGGAGCAGGAUUUGGAAUGCCACCUGCUGGGACAGGCAUGCCCAUGAUGCCUCAGCAGCCAGUUAUGUUUGCACAGCCCAUGAUGAGGCCACCCUUUGGAGCCGCAGCUGUGCCUGGCACACAGCUUUCUCCAAGCCCUACACCUGCCACUCAGAGUCCCAAGAAACCUCCAGCAAAGGACCCAUUAGCGGAUCUUAACAUCAAGGAUUUCUUGUAA